UACGUACCAGAUUCGACUAUUCAAAAUCGCUCAGACUAGCUAUUAGCAAAGUCAUUUCAAAAAAAUAUACGAAUUUUCCUCGGUAGCUUAUUAAUUUUGGCAUGUAACAUUCAACUCUCGUGUAUGAUGUUGUUGUUGAUCGGCUCCUGUGCCAAUAUACAUACCGCCGCAUCGUUCACAUUUACUCGCUGGUUCUCACUCGCUCCUUCGUAGGCUCUCACUCCCGCUCAUUCGAUACGCAUCUCCUCGGCAAAGAUAAUCAACAGUUUUCCGUUGAUUUUCUCGGUCGGUUUCAUUUUUUGGUCGGUCGUGAUACAAUCGUCUCCGUGUAUUUUUGCAUGUAUUCUUGUAUCUCGUGCGGCACCGUGUGCCUUAUGAUCGUACUUAUCCCAAACACUGAACGAGAAGUAGUCACAAUUUGAUUUUUUUUAAACUCCGUCUCUAUCUCUGUCUCUCGCCCGCACUGAAUGGAUCUAAACUAAAUCUGUUUACAAUAAUGAUGCGUUUGAAAAGUCAUGUAUACUUGUAUUCUAACACGAAUUCACGUGUAUGCUACCGUCAUCUAUCUAUCAUCAACGAAGGGGAAAUGAAUACGGACGGACGGGAGCGUUUGUAAAUAAAAAGUCGAAUAUUUAGCACAUCUUAAACGAGCGAAUGAUUUACGAAAACACAAGAGAUAGCGGAAAAAAACGCACAUGGAAUGAUUUACGACCGAUAGGAAUCAAAACAAACCAUACGAAUUAUCCUUUAAACGGAUGUAUGUUUUUCAUUUUGUAAUUGAUGCGAGAGAGAGAGAGAGAAAAACAAACUUCGCUUGAAAUUGUCUAUUUCUCAAUGAAAUUUGAACUGUGUAUGGCAGCGUUCCGCAACGACAUAAAUUCAGCGUUGCGGUCACCUUAAAAAAAUUCAUUCAUCUAUUGCACUCUAUGCAUAUAAUUCAUUUUAUACCAAUUUCAACAUUCAUCAGCAGCAACAGCUACCGACGAGAGACGAGACACAAGGGAAAACCAACCAACGUUCUAGUUUAGAAUAUGGCUCUGUUUUUUGGUGUACUUGUCUUUUGCAUAUACAGACGAUCAUCGGAACGCACACUCGAAACAAGCAAACAAAAGCACGUCUACUGCGCAUACCUUGUGGCUAUGUAUGUGGAUGCGUGCAUGUGUGUAUGUAUGCAACAUUAAACACACAAACAUGAGCGCCAAGCCAGAAUAUCGAACAUCUCGAAAUCUCGAUACUUCAAUAAAAAAAACGACUGUCAAAUGAUAUUGUUUAGAGAAAUCGAAGCGUCGCACCAGAAGAGCGUAAAUUGCAUAAUUUUGUUUAUGUAUCUUUUUCGGAAAUAAACAUCGAAAUUGUAACGUAUUUCAAUCGAACGCACAUUGAAAGCGUCGAAUGAAGCGCAUAAAAUGGUAGUAUAGUGGCGUGGAUUCGGUGUGGAAAUGAAAAAUCUGCAUGCAGAAACAUUGUUUGAAUGCAAUUGUAUAUCGGCCAUAAACAUUGUGUGUAUAUCGUUGAUGGUCUAGUGUUGUUUGAUAAAUAAAAGCAAACGAAACGAAACGACGAAAAAUCUAUCCAAGUGUACAUGUGCAUGUGUUGUAAAACCGAAAAAAGUGAAAAUUCCGUUCCGCGCUUGAAAUUUCGGAAUUUUGUCUUGUCGCAAAUCAACAAACAAGCAGUUUUGUCAAAGUGUUUUUGGUGGAAAAAUUCAACACGAGAUAAAUAUUGGGCAGUCAAACACCGACGACACAUCCACCAAGAGCAUCAACAUAGAGUGAAAAUCUGUGUAGCUAGCGAAGGGGCAUACGAGAAACGAGAGAAAAAAACCAAUAUAUUCUAUUUGGUGUAACGCGUAUACAUAACCUCAAAAAACAGCCUUUUUGUUUUGCAUCUAUUUCUUUUAAUUUUUUUUUACGUGCACCGCGAUUCGCUCGCAUUUUGUGCACUGUGUAUUUGUGAGCCCAAGUGCGCGUAAUAUGGCUUGACUUUUAUUUAUUGAUCAUGGCAUCAUCAUCAUAAUUUUAAAAAUAGAGAGAGAGAGAGAACCAUUUUGACCAGAGAGAUGAAUUGAAAUGAUCUUGGCGAUUGAAAUGCUUUAUUUAGACUGUUUUUGAGAACGCUUGCAUACAAAUCGAAAAAAAUUAGCUUGAUUGUAUAGAAAAGGAACGACCCGUAAUUUCGAAAAGAAAAGAUGUCUGGAUAUCGGUGUGUCAACUAUUAUGAACUAUGCCGUUUGUGCACGGCAAGCCAUUGCACGAAAAAAGUGCACAUCUUCUCUGAGGAGGGAAGAAGGAAAAAUUUAUAUGAGAAAAUCGCUGGCUGUUUACCGAUUGUUGUCAGCGAAACAGACAAACUACCAAAAAUCGUCUGCUCACAAUGUCUUACCCAAGUGGAAACGAUUGUGAAAUUCCGAGAGACAUGCGUCAAUGCCCAAUCCAUGCUGGAGAGCUGCUUAAACUCAACCAAACUACGAAACGGAGGAAAGGUUUAUAUCAAGGAUGUGUCACCGAAAAAGACGCCAACAUCGCCACCAAUGCUGAAGACCAUUUCGAAUACCAGCACCCCGAUCACCAUUGGCCAUACAACGCUCACCAAAACUUCAGUACAAAACUCGAAAAACUCCACCGAUUUCCUAAGUAGUAUUAUCCAGGCGGUCGGCAUUCAGAAUGUCGAUGAAUCAAAUGAACCACAAAUUAUCAACAACAUUCAACCAGUGCAACAACAACAACCGCAACAGCAACAGCAACAGCAACAACCAGUGCAACAAUACACAAUCACAUUGGAUGGAAAGACGCUAAAGUCCAAUCAAAUUCACUAUAAAAUCGAGCCAACGGGUGCAAUAACCAUUCAAGACCCACAAUUCGUACAGCAAACACACACCACACCAACUCAACAAACAGCCAUAAGCAACAACACAUACUCCCAAGUGAAUGAGUUUCUGAAACUCAAGCCAGCCAAUGCAACAAAAGUGACACCAAUUCUGAAGCGCAAAGAACCGACUGUGAAAAUUAUCGAAACAUCCCCAUCGAAAAAGCCCAAAAUUAAUUUGGUGUUGACCAGCCCGCCGGUGCAACAACAGCAAAAAGUUCAAUCGAACACAGUUACACAUAGUAUAGCACCGGGUAACACCAUCACCGUGGCCAAUACCGCAAACAAAACGCAAGCGAUCACAUUACAAGAUCUGAAAUUCUUGUCGUCUGGCAAUAAAUGCUUCUUACCAAUCACACUGAAAGACGGCAGCAACAAUGACCAACAGAUUAUGGCACAGAUUGAUACGAAAAAUCUCGUUUUACCUGGCACAUAUUUGCAAAUGAAAGUGGACCCGCAGCAAAUUACCACCGUUGACGGUCAACAAGUGGUCCAACUCACAUCGACCGCUAACCUACCAACAUCAAUUUCAUUGGCACAGCCGCAUUACGUUCAAACGCAGCACCAUUCAACGGAAAGUAUUCAACAGGCGACCAUCGUUCCGGAAACACGUACCAUUUAUACUUCUAGCGGACAAAAUAUUACCAUUACGCAGGAUCAUCAGUUAACCGCUGACGGCAAAGUUCAAUUCACCACAUUGCAAAAUGUGGUGCCGCAAAAUGUCACAUUACCAUUGCCCGAAACGUCCGCAAUCACGUUCCAAAGGGUCAAAGUGGAGCAAGCACAGGAGAAAAUGGAAACGAAACCGGUUGCCAAACCACAAAUUUUCAAGCUACCCACUCUAUCAAAUACAACGACAUCAACAACCAGCACGUAUGCCGCACAUGCCAAGACAGCCGUUCGAAGAACCAUGACGAAAACAACGGUGGUCACGGCAAAGCCAAACAACAAAGCCAAUGCCAUUAAAGUGGAGACAUCCGAUUCAAACACAUCGACAACCCUUGUCACAACGCAAACCACAAACUCAUCGUCUGGUGGUGGCGGUUCGGCCAAAUCGGACGUUCCAACAUGUGAAAUCUGCGACAAGGUAUUUAAACGGAAGGAGCAUUUGGCUCAGCAUGUGAAACUGCAUUUGGGAUUGCGACCGUUCAAGUGUGAAGAGCCUAACUGUAAUAAGGCGUUCAGUCGAAAGGAGCAUCUGAUGCGACACUGUGUGUCACACACCGGCAAAAAGCAAUUCGAUUGUGAUAUUUGCCAUAAGCUGUUCUCUCGAAAGGACAAUCUCAACAAACACAAAAAGUCGCACGAACAAAAACAACAGGUACAGCAGCAGCAGCAGCAGCAGCAGCAGCAACAGCAGCAAGCACCCGAACCGGUACAACAGCAACCAACGUUGGUGUACACAGUCACUGCAGUGAACUAAAAAUUCCAAUGAAACAUUUCGUGCGCACUUUUUCCAACGGUCGAACCGUUUCUCAUCUUAAACAAAUCAAAUCAUUCUUUUCUUUUUCGAAACCAUAAAAAAAAACACUUGAGUUAACAACAACAGAAAAGUGCUGGAUCUUUAAGACUCAAAUGGGUUUCUCUUCAUUGAUUAAAUAUAAAAUGUUUGUAUCGAAAUCUUGCUCUUUGCUUGCUAAUGAUUUGCACACACACAGAGCCCACAUGCACACACUCACACUUAUUGGAAACGGCUUAUGAAGAUGGCAUAACAGUUGUAAAAUGGCGAUAAUCGUGCCCUUUUUGGUGGCAAGGAUUCUUUGCAUGACAUUCAAGAGGUGCAAUUUAUGAAAAAUAAAAAGAAGAAAAUGAGAAAACACACAAAAAUUAACAAAAAUCGAUUCAUUUUGAUCGAAAGUGGGUGUUCUCCUCAGAAAUCGUUCACAAUCUCAAUUGCAUUCGUGUAUCCAUUAAUUAAUAUAUUUGUAUAAUUUAGUUUCCAAAUGAAAUAUCUCCGUCGUAUCAAACACUAAAGCAAAUCAUUUGAAUCUGUCGCGCAUUAAUUCACACACCGUUCGAUGUGCAAGCAUAAUUUAAAGAAACUAAUCAAAAUGACCAUAAUUGGCACAAAUAUGGCUGAAUUUCGAAUUCAAUCACACAAACACACAAUUGCAUUGUCAAAGCAGCACAGUGGCAUCAUCAGCAACCAAAUCCAAGAGAAAAAAGAACAUUUAAACUAAAUUAUCAUCUAAAUGUAAGAAGGUUAGAAAAAUUUACAUUUAAAAACAAACGUAAGAUUAAGACUUUUUUGAGAUUUUUUGUCGAUUCCUAUUCAUUGUGAAGAAUUGCUUAGUGAUGUAUAAUCGGAGAGCAAGCAUGUAUAAAUUAAGCAUAACUCAAAGAAAGAAAGUACGCAAAGAAACCAACACUCACACACAUUCACGUAUCCAGAUACAAGAAACAUGUUCACCAUCCCAAGAGAAUUAAAACACAUCGUAUCUAUUUACGUGAAAUCAGCAUGAAAAUAAGGAAAAAAAAAGAAACUUUGAUCGUUAAGUCAGAGACAAUUUUAAAAACUUAUAAAGAAAAUAAAAAAACAACACGCAAACAUUUUUACGUCAUUCAAAUUAUAAUAAUUGUGCAUGUAGAAACCAGUUCAAGAUUUAGGACCAUGAGUGUCAUAAAUUAAUUAUUCGUGCGGAAAAACAAACAAAAAAUAUGUGUCGAUGCACAUAUUGACUGAGUGAAAAUUGUCAAAAUCAAAGAAGGCUACAGCCGGCUUGUGAAAAUUGAAAUUGAAUGUGGCGGCAAUGCAACGUAAUUCAUUUCCGGCAUUUGCCAUCCACCACACCUUAUAAAUUUAUCCGUUUUUCGACCGAAACAUUUCCCAACUGAACAAUCGCAAUGAACACCAAUGGUUCACGGAAUGCAAGGAAGGAAAUACACAAUACUAUUGCAGAAUUCACAUUGAUCUUAAUUUAUUGUCUUUGUUAUUUGUACCGACUUGUAUAUUAAAAACAAAUAUUGUAUUUUUUUUCUGUUUUAUUUCUUCUUUUUAUGUUGUGUGUAUUGUAUUUUUUGUUCGACAAAAAUAAUUAAACUGAUGAAACAAUUCCAUGAAAA
Sitodiplosis mosellana (orange wheat blossom midge) is the source of this 5928-nucleotide messenger RNA. RefSeq lists its product as uncharacterized. Gene Ontology annotation, biological process: regulation of transcription by RNA polymerase II. The record is from RefSeq and is a predicted model, not a curated record. The coding region runs from base 2189 to 4288 and encodes 699 amino acids. NCBI's taxonomy places the organism in Eukaryota, Metazoa, Arthropoda, Insecta, Diptera, Cecidomyiidae. Gene Ontology annotation, cellular component: nucleus. Gene Ontology annotation, molecular function: DNA-binding transcription factor activity, RNA polymerase II-specific; zinc ion binding; RNA polymerase II cis-regulatory region sequence-specific DNA binding. The transcript is spliced from 8 exons.